This is a messenger RNA of Ochlerotatus camptorhynchus, 2771 nucleotides long. Its product is annotated as proton-coupled amino acid transporter-like protein CG1139. The transcript is spliced from 8 exons. The record is from RefSeq and is a predicted model, not a curated record. Bases 760 to 2187 code for a protein of 475 amino acids. Gene Ontology annotation, biological process: amino acid transmembrane transport. Lineage: Eukaryota; Metazoa; Arthropoda; Insecta; Diptera; Culicidae. Gene Ontology annotation, molecular function: L-amino acid transmembrane transporter activity.
UAGUUUCUAGUGGGUAUAGUGUAGUAUCUACCUUCGGGUGUCUAAGCAGUUGUUGUUGACAUUGCCUGCAGUUGUGGGUUAGUAGUUCUGAGAGAUCAAAUCCUCGGCCGUCCGUCGUCAGGAGCUUCACGUGAUUUUUGGCAUCGCAUCUCAGCCAACCGUCAGUUGGUCGUGGGUCGUGGACGAGUGCGGUUCGGUUUUCUUGGACACAUGCGAGGAUUAUCGAUCUACCAGUUGAGUUGAGUUGCAUCAUUGGAACUCUCCAAACUCUGAACAGGAUCCUUGGAAGAUACUCAGAGUGACAUUAGGUGUUGUAUUUCAAACAACUUGUCGUAGUUGUCCGGGAGUAGUGUGUACCGAGAACCAACAAACGGCACAAUAGUUCUAUUUAGAAAACAGUCUACAUUCUCGUCGCGCCGCCCAAGGCAAAUGUCAGUGCAGUUCCUGCAGUGCGUUACGGUGUACAGUGUUGCGAAUCAGCUGCGCCAACCAUAUUAGGGUAAACAAUUAAAACUAGAUUGUGCGGUUUGUGAGCUGUGAGUCUACAGCAAGUUCCAUUCCACUGUUGAGGUGAGAGAGGUGGCUUUUAAGCGCGACUUCUAAGCAGUGUUCAGACGGCAACUAGUUGAAAUUCCAGUUGGGACGGCUAACAGCCCUUAGUGUAUGUAACCUACUGAGCACACAUUCGUCAUUAUUGUCGGUAGCUGAAGUUCAACCGUUGCUGUCCAAAAACGUUUUUCAAGAUAAGCGUAAUCUACGAUGACAGUGGACAAAGGUCAUAGUAAUACGGCGUUCGUGGGAGACGAGCAAAUAACCGGCAAAAAACCAAUCACAACGAAAACCAUCAGCGCCAACAGCUAUGUGCUCGAGGUACAGGACAAGAAGCAUGGCCUCGAAGCGGACUACAACCCGUACGAGCACCGAAGCGUGGAACACCCAACGUCGAGCAAUGAAACGUUGAUCCACCUGCUGAAAGGGUCCCUGGGCACGGGUAUUCUGGCGAUGCCGAAUGCCUUCCACCAUGCCGGUUGGUUGGUCGGUUCCAUCGGUACCCUGCUGAUUGGUAUCCUGUGUACGUACUGUAUUCACCUGCUGAUCAAAGCCGAGUUCGAACUGUGCCGGCGGAAACGAGUUCCUAGUCUCAACUACCCAGCGGUGACACAGACAGCCAUCCUGGAGGGACCCGAUGCGCUGAAACCAUUAUCUAAUGUGAUAAUCCACAUUAUCAACACUUUCUUACUCAUCUAUCAGCUGGGCACGUGCUGUGUGUACGUAGUGUUUGUUGCAUCCAACAUUAAGGCUAUUGCCGACUACUACACCGAGACUCCCACCGACGUGCGGUUGUUUAUGCUGAUCAUCCUGCUGCCAUUGAUCUUGAUCAACUGGGUUAGAAAUUUGAAAUUCUUGGCACCCUUCUCGACGAUCGCUAAUUUAAUCACGCUGGUGUCGUUCGGCAUCAUCCUCUACUACAUCUUCCGCGAGCCGGUUUCGUUCGAGGGUCGAGAGGCGGUCGGUAAAAUUUCCGAGUUCCCGCUAUUCUUCGGUACGGUGCUGUUCGCCCUGGAGGCCAUCGGUGUGAUCCUGCCACUCGAGAAUGAGAUGAAAAAGCCGAAGCAGUUCGGCGGAAACUUCGGUGUGCUGAACAAGGCCAUGGUGCUCAUCGUGACGCUGUACAUCGGCAUGGGCUUCUUCGGCUAUCUGAACUACGGAGCGGACUCGAAGGGUUCGAUCACGCUGAACCUGCCGGAGAAGGAGAUCUUGGCCCAGUGCGUCAAGGCGAUGCUGGCAUUUGCCAUCUACAUCACUCACGGAUUGGCUUGCUACGUGGCGAUCGACAUCACCUGGAACGAUUAUGCCAAGAAACACUUAGGUGAUUCGCCUCGAAGUGUCUUCUACGAGUACAUCGUCCGGACGUUCCUGGUUCUCAUCACAUUCCUACUGGCCGUGGCUAUCCCGAACCUGGAGCUGUUCAUCUCGCUGUUUGGUGCUCUCUGCCUAUCGGCACUGGGCAUUGCCUUCCCGGCACUGAUUCAGACCUGCACCUACUGGCAUCAAAGGCACGGUUGGGCCAAGACCUGGAUGGUCACCAAGAACGUCAUCAUCGGAGUCAUUGCCAUCGUGGGGCUGGUGGUCGGUACCACUACCAGCCUCAAGGAGAUCGUGCAGACCUUCUUCGAGGAUGAGUAGAUUCGUGUGCAAGGAACGAAUUUCAGUGCGUGAUAACCAGUAACGACGAAGAAACAGUGAUUCAAGCGCAGUACACGUUAGAUGUGCUUGCGAGUAUUAAUGAGCCUUACACCGACGGAGGAUCAGCUCCAACCAAUGCCAACGGGGACGGGUUUCUUCUAUUCGUUCGAUUCCGGUGAGGGAACAGGCUUUCCCACCUGGUCGAGCGGAACAGUUUUGAUAGCAUUCCUAAAACAAAACGGUUUUAAACUGUGUGUAGAUAGAAUUGGAACUAGAAAAUAUCAUUCAGUGUAGUUUGUAGAGCAUUACAAUGAGCGACCCCACAGACAACUACUGUAUCGACACGUGAAUAUGUUCUCGUAAUUUAAGAUUGUAAAUUUAUAUCGCUAGAGUGAUAGAAAAUCAUGUGCCAACUCAAUUAAGUAUUGAAUUGCUAGGAUUAAGAUACUGACGAUCAGUAUGCUGCACAAUCUAUGGAUUGUUUAAAUGUCGAAAUGCAGUUUUCGAAGAUAAAUAUUUACGAAUUUUAUAGCAUGCUGUGUAUUUAGGUUAAUCCUUUUGAUUCAAUAAAGCGUCAAUUUCAA